Messenger RNA from Danio aesculapii, 892 nucleotides. Its product is annotated as Zinc finger protein 706-like. The transcript has 4 exons. The record is from RefSeq and is a predicted model, not a curated record. Bases 80 to 310 code for a protein of 76 amino acids. Lineage: Eukaryota; Metazoa; Chordata; Actinopteri; Cypriniformes; Danionidae.
GACGGAACGGAAGCUGUUGAAUCGCGUCAGUAACAGUUGAGCGUUACUUCCUAUCGUGUCUUGACGCCGAGAGAAGGCCAUGGCUCGUGGGCAGCAGAAGAUCCAGUCCCAGCAGAAGAAUGCAAAAAAGGCAGCUGAGAAAAAGAAAGCUCAAGGAGCGGAUCAGAAGACUGCAGCCAAAGCAGCACUGGUCCACACAUGUCCUGUGUGCAGGACACAGAUGCCAGACCCCAAGACAUUUAAACAGCAUUUUGAAAGUAAACACCCAAAGUCCCCCAUGCCUGCUGAGCUGGCAGAUGUUCAAGCCUAAAGGAUAGAAUAAACCAACAUGGACCUAACGCAGGGACUCUGGAGAAAGAAAUGUUAUUCGACUCAGCCGACUGAUGUAUUUCACAAACAUGGACCAUUUGGAUGCCAUGACAAAGGAGAUCUUGGGGUGAACUCGAGCACACCAGCACACUUUUUCUUUUUUGUUGAUAUUUUUAUAUGUGCAUAUAGCUUCCAUCUUUCCAAGUGUGCUGUGAAUUGACAGUCCCAUUGCCAUGUGCUGUAUCUCGCCAUAUUUAUUCACCACUUUUCCAAUACCCUGUGGCGCUUCAUCCCUGUAAAGUAAGAUUAUAUUUUAAAAUAAUAUUAGGUGCUGCAAUCCAUAAAAAUGUACGUGCCCUGAUCUUUUAACUGUGAACCAAAAUGGAGUGGUGCACCACUGUGUAUUACGAAUAUGCAUUGACUAGGAUUAGGAUUGAGAUGCAUUGAUUGACAUGCUUAAAAUGAUCACAAAUGCAAAAAUUUGCACCUGUUCCUUCUAGCAUUCAGAAUAAUGAGUCGGGACCCACAAAUAUGCUUUUGUUACUUUGUUUUCUAACGUUUUCAAUAAAUGUAUAUGCAUAUA